GGGGCGGUUGGGAAGGGGAGUUGAAAUUGAAUGCCGCCGGCCUACGCGAGACUAUGAGGUGACCACCUGUUACUUUCCCAUUCUGCCCAUGCUUAAGGAUGCUAAUUUGAAUUACACAAGGGCAUUUUGGGUACUCAAAAGAGUUGAAGAACUGGAAGAGAGAUCUGGACCCCACGAUUUCCACGACUAGUUCAGUAGUUCUAGACUUCUAGUUGGACCAUCGUUCUCCUACUUACUCUCUUUCAUUUUCAGUUUCAAUUUCAGUUCCAACUUUCAACUCAGCAAUGGCCACCUCCUCUGGUGGUGGUAGUGGUAGUGGCGGUGGCGGCACUUACAGUUACAGAAAUGGCGCCACUCACUCUCACAAAUCCUCUUCCAAGCUCGAUACUCAUACUCAUAAGCCUCUCUCACUCAAUUCCAGUUCCAAUUCUAGUUCUAAGAACCAUGUCAAGUCAAAAUCUUUGGGUCCUUCUUCCACCACCCAACGCCGCAACAGCACCACCUCCAAGGACCACCAUCCUUCUGUUCCUGGAAGAGUUAGAGUGGCUGUUAGGUUGCGGCCGCGAAAUGCAGAGGAAUCUGUGGCAGAUGCUGAUUUUGCUGAUUGUGUUGAAUUACAGCCUGAGCUCAAAAGGUUAAAACUUCGGAAGAACAAUUGGGAUGCUGAUACUUAUGCAUUUGAUGAGGUGCUCACUGAAUUCGCAUCACAAAAACGUGUAUAUGAAGUUGUGGCCAGGCCUGUUGUGGAGAGUGUACUAGAUGGCUACAAUGGGACAAUCAUGGCUUAUGGACAGACUGGUACUGGUAAAACAUACACACUUGGACGACUAGGGGAGGAAGACACAGCUGCACGUGGAAUAAUGGUCCGCUCUAUGGAGGAUAUUUUAGCAGAUGUUUCUUUGGAAACUGAUUCAGUUUCAGUCUCUUAUUUGCAGCUUUACAUGGAAAGUAUACAAGAUCUGCUUGAUCCUGCUAAUGAUAACAUAACCAUUGUAGAAGAUCCCAGAACUGGUGAUGUUUCACUACCUGGAGCUAGCCUUGUUGAGAUUAGGGACCAACAGAGUUUUGUAGAACUAUUAAGAUUAGGAGAGGUUCAUCGCUUUGCUGCAAAUACUAAAUUAAAUACUGAAUCUUCUCGAAGUCAUGCUAUUCUGAUGGUGCAUGUUAGGAGAUCCAUCAAGGGAAGAGAUGCAGGUCAUUCAAGUGAAAAUGGCAAUCAUCCGCACUCAGUCAAAUCAUUAAAGCCACCUGUUGUCAGGAAAGGCAAGUUGGUUGUCGUUGAUCUGGCUGGUUCGGAACGAAUUGAUAAGUCAGGAAGUGAAGGGCAUACACUAGAGGAAGCAAAGUCUAUCAAUCUGUCGUUGAGUGCAUUGGGGAAGUGUAUUAAUGCACUUGCAGAGAAUAGUGCACAUGUGCCAUUUCGUGACUCAAAGCUUACAAGAUUGUUACGUGAUUCAUUUGGAGGUACGGCAAGAACUUCGCUGGUCAUUACCAUUGGACCAUCUCCAAAGCAUAGGGGAGAGACUGCUAGUACUAUAAUGUUUGGACAGAGGGCUAUGAAGGUGGAAAACAUGGUGAAGUUGAAGGAAGAAUUUGAUUACAAAAGCUUAGCUAGAAGGCUAGAUGUAGAAUUAGACAAACUUAUUAUGGAACACGAAAGGCAACAGAAGGCAUUUGAGGAUGAGAUUGAGAGGAUGGCCACAGAAGCACAACAUCGGUUAUCUGAGGCUGAAAGGAACUACAUUGAUCUAUUGGAGAAGGAAAAAUCAAAAUAUGAGAAAGACUAUAUGGACUCAAUUAGGAAGCUUGAAGACCAGCUGGCAAUGAAUCAACGAAAGAAUGAGGACUCUCAUAUUAAAUCAAGAGCAGAGGUGUAUUCUGAGGAGCUGGCUGAUCUGAAAAAAAUGCUUCAGAAAGAGACUCUUCUGAGGAAAGCUGCUGAAGGGGAAGUAAAUCAUCUGAAAAUUCAAGUAUCUGAACUUAAAAUGUCAGAGGCAUCCAGAAAGUCAGAGAUCUUGAAAGUUCAUAAGAUGUUAGAAGAGGAGGUACACCAAAAAGAGAAACUUGAAAGAGAAAUAGCAAUAUUACAAAGUCAGUUGUUGCAGUUAAGUCUUGAAUCCGAUCAGACAAGACAUCAGUUUGAAAGGGAUGGAUUGGAAAAGGAUGUGAGCAGUGUUGAUUCUCUCACGUCCCAAGUUAAGCAUCAGCAGCAGGCUUCAGGAAAUGGAGAGAAGCCCUCAAUAGCCAAGCUCUUUGAGCAAGUGGGAUUGCAGAAGAUUUUGUCAUUGCUUGAAGCAGAAGAUGCUGAUGUGCGAAUUCAUGCUGUGAAAGUUGUAGCAAAUCUAGCUGCUGAAGAAGCAAAUCAGGGGAAGAUUGUGGAAGCAGGUGGGCUCACAUCCUUGCUUAGGCUGCUUCAGAGUUCUCAAGAUGAAACCAUACAUAGAGUUGCUGCAGGUGCUAUUGCGAAUUUGGCAAUGAAUGAAACCAACCAAGAACUCAUUAUGUCCCAAGGGGGCAUUAGUUUAUUGUCGAUGACAGCAGCCAGUGCUGAAGAUCCUCAAACCCUUCGAAUGGUUGCUGGAGCCAUUGCUAAUCUUUGUGGCAAUGAUAAGUUGCAAUCGAAACUAAGGGGCGAAGGUGGUAUCAAGGCACUGCUGGGAAUGGUCAGGUGUAGACAUCCUGACGUACAUGCACAGGUUGCUCGUGGAAUAGCAAACUUUGCAAAGUGUGAGUCAAGAGCAUCUAGUCUAGGGACAAAGAGUGCAAGAUCUUUCCUCAUUGAGGAUGGUGCCCUUGCAUGGAUCGUGCAAAAUGCUAACAACGAAGCCUCAUCAAUUAGGCGCCAUAUUGAACUUGCAUUAUGCCACUUAGCACAACAUGAGGCAAAUGCAAGAGACAUGAUUAAUGGAGGUGCAUUAUGGGAGCUAGUUCGCAUUUCGCGAGAUUGUUCAAGAGAAGAUAUCAAAACUCUUGCACAUAGAACACUAGUUUCUAGCCCCACUUUCCAAGCUGAAAUGAGGCGUAUGAGGAUAAGUUACUGAAGAAUUCUGCAAAAUAAACCCAAGCGGGGUGAAAGUAUACAUAACAAUAAUUUGGAUGUAGUGCUCUAAUCAAGCAGGAAAGCUUUCUUCAAUGUUCAAGCUGAAAUUUGAAACUAGCUAAAGUGAGCUCUUUUAUGUGGUUGGUCCAUCAAAUGAAUGGCCUUAAUUUAAUCAAGUCAACGUGGUGUUUAACUGUUUAUAUGGUCAGUUGCUUGUAGUUUUUGUCUAGCUUUGGGUAUGUAAAUUGAUUUGUAUAUGAAAUAGAGAGGGAAGGGUAGUGGUGCUUGACAAUUUUGAAUUUCUUCAAAUGGCUGGGUGCUAUUCAUAACAAGAUGAGUGUAUUUGUUAAUUAAUGAUGAUUUGAGUUGUUUCAACCAAUUCUAUUUGCUGAAGUGCGGACCCCAUGAAUGUUCAUGAUAUAUUUUUUUCCAUAAUCAGCGGCCCUAGCGAGUAGCAAAAGCCAAUACCAGUGUGAUUAUUUGACUUAAGUAUGUAUGACAAUAAAGUUUUAUGUCCCUCUAACU
Arachis stenosperma is the source of this 3565-nucleotide messenger RNA. Its product is annotated as kinesin-like protein KIN-UA. The transcript is spliced from 19 exons. Gene Ontology annotation, molecular function: ATP binding; microtubule motor activity; microtubule binding. The record is from RefSeq and is a predicted model, not a curated record. Gene Ontology annotation, biological process: microtubule-based movement. The coding region runs from base 285 to 3041 and encodes 918 amino acids. Lineage: Eukaryota; Viridiplantae; Streptophyta; Magnoliopsida; Fabales; Fabaceae.